This is a messenger RNA of Fulvia fulva, 234 nucleotides long. RefSeq lists its product as uncharacterized. The coding region runs from base 1 to 234 and encodes 77 amino acids. The record is from RefSeq and is a predicted model, not a curated record. NCBI's taxonomy places the organism in Eukaryota, Fungi, Ascomycota, Dothideomycetes, Mycosphaerellales, Mycosphaerellaceae. The transcript has 2 exons.
AUGCUGGUAUUUGGUCGUUAUGCACUCCAUCGAACUUCUCGAGUCGUAUGGGCUCCUGAAAAGAUCAGUGCCGUUGAGCGUGCCCUCCUAUUGACCACCAAAGACGCCAUAUCCACGUUCAUCUGGCGUGUGCAAGUUGACUCUGCAAACUUUCUUCGAGCUCCAGAGCCGCGAUUGCGUCAACGUCUGCAGGUCCCGCAUUGCAUUUGGAACGUCACAAGAGCAAUACUGUAG